Molecule: messenger RNA, 3084 nt
Organism: Metarhizium album ARSEF 1941
Lineage: Eukaryota; Fungi; Ascomycota; Sordariomycetes; Hypocreales; Clavicipitaceae
Product: Armadillo-type fold protein
Exons: 4
Coding region: 1-3084 (1027 amino acids)
Biological process (GO): protein import into nucleus
Cellular component (GO): cytosol; nuclear envelope
Molecular function (GO): small GTPase binding
Source: RefSeq, a predicted model, not a curated record
AUGGAGCAGCAGCUCGUGCCGCUCCUCACCAACAUCCAGCUGCCGGACCAGGCGCCCCGACAACAGGCUGAGAUCGAGCUGAAGCGUGCCCAGGCGAACCCUGCGUUUCCCGUGUCACUGGCCAAGAUUGCGUCUCACUCCUCCAUCAGCACUGGUGUCCGUCAGGCUGCCUUGAGCACCCUGAGGCAGUUCAUUGAGAACAAUUGGGCUGUUGGAAAUCCGGACCAAGAGACCAUAAUUCCCAUUGACGAUGACACGAGAGCUAUUCUGAGGCAGUCUCUCCUUGAUUUGGCCCUGAGCCAAGACGAGGAUCGAAAGGUGAAGAUUUCGGCAAGUUAUGCAGUCGGCAAGAUCGCCAUACACGACUUCCCCGAACAAUGGCCCAGCUUACUGCCUACCGUUCUGAAUACCAUUCCAGCUGGUACCGAUACCCAGCUCCACGGAGCUCUGAGGGUCCUCGCCGACCUCGUCGAUGAGAGCCUGAGCGAGGAUCAAUUUUUUUCCAUGGCUCGAGAUAUUGCCAAGAUCCUGACAGAGGUCGCCCUCAAUGAGAACCGAAAACCCAUGCUCCGAGCACUCGCCAUAUCUGUCUUCCGAUCCUGCUUCGAUUUGAUGAACAUGGUCAAGGAGGAGCACUCCCACGAAGUCAAGGCAUUCGCUGAAGAGUUGCUUGCCCAGUGGAACCCAUUUUUUGCCAAUGUACUCAAGAGCCGUCUACCAGAGGGUGGCGUGACUACUGGUCCCCAGCCUGGUAGCUGGAAUCACAUUGUUGCCCUCAAGCUACAGGUCGUCAAGACGCUGCUCCGCAUUCGCAGAGUCUUCCCCAACCUACUGCUGCCCCAGAGCACCACCUUUUUCAGUGCCGUUUGGGAGGAGCUGAACCUCUUGCAGACACCAUAUGAAGAGCUCUACAUCAAAACCAACGCCCAGAGCCGCCUUGUGGACUCUGAUAACCUUCCCUAUACUUUGGACUUCCUGGUCCUGGAAGAACUUGACUUCCUGAACCAGUGCUUCCGCUCUCCCCCGGUCAAAGCAGAGUUGGAUGGCCACUUGCAAGCUCAUGCCUCCGCCCAGGACGUGCCCUGGAUGGUUGAGAUUAUGAGAAUGCUGGUCAGCUACUCUCGCGUCACCCAAGAGGAGGAGGAACUGUGGGACAUUGAUUGCUCCUUGUACCUGGCUGAAGAGACGUCAGUUACGGCAAACUACACCGCCAGAACUGCUGCCGGUGACUUGUUAAUCAAGAUGGGAGAGUGGUUCAAUGAAAAGGCCGUUGAUGGUCUGUUUGGCUUUACUACGUCCCUGUUCCCAGGCGAUGGAUCCAUGUGGAGAUGUCAGGAAUCCGCUCUUUCCCUCUUUACGAUGCUCCUGAGCGACUUUCAAGAUCUUAAUAAGACUAUCCCUGAUCCUGUUGCCAGUGCCUAUCUCGAGUUGGUCGAUUUCACCAUCAAUAAACCCGAUGAGCCUCUACUUCGCGCUCGAGGUUAUCUCGUCGCGGGCAUCAUUGGCCGCUCUUUCCAAACCCCUCCAGCUCUCUUGGAUCGCAUGGUCCAUGCCAUCACGAAUGAAGAGUCAGAAGUUGUCCAGGUUGCCUGUAUCAAGGCUGUCGAAGGCUUGAUUCACUCCGGUCGAGUAGGCACCGAUCGCCAGGUGCCGAUCGUUACCGCUAUCCAAUCCUACAUGAACGAGAAGGACCCAGCUGAGAUGGAAGAAGCGGACGAACUUCUUGUUGUCCUCGCGGAGGCGCUUCGUGCGACUAUCGGUCUGGAUCCCAAAAUAGCGCUCUCAAGCGACAUUCAAUCCACGGACCUGCUGUUCAUGCUUGCCAAGCUUGGCGCCAGCAACUUCCAAGUCACCAUGAUCAUUACUGAGGCCUUUGAGGAUAUUGUCAGCGCCCUCUCAGACAGUGCCUCAUUCGGCGCCCUUUGCGCUCGCACGCUGCCUACGCUCACCGGUGCCUUCGAUGUUGCUAAUGUGACAGAAGACAACCCUCUUGUUACAGUGGCCACCGAACUACUGGUUGUCCUCGCCGAAAAUGGUUCGGAGCCACUCCCCACCGGCUUUGUUGCCACCAUCUUCCCCAAGUUGAACCGUCUUUUGAUGGAGUCGGAGGAAGGCGAGGUCCUACGACCUGGCUCUGAAAUCGUCAAGUGGGUUCUUUCCCACGAUCAUCAGCAGGUUUUUAACUGGCAAGAUGCAAAUGGCCGAUCUGGACUCGAGGUGUGCUUGCACAUUAUUGACCGUUUACUUGGCCCAUCUAUAGAGGAUAACUCUGCAUCAGAAGUAGGUGGACUGGCGGCAGAACUCGUUGAGAAAGCGGGACAAGAACGUCUUGGUCCGUUCUUGCCUCAACUUUUGCAGGCUGUCGCGAAUCGACUUGCUUCAGCCCAGGCUGCUGCUUUCAUACAGUCUUUGAUCUUGGUCUUUGCCAGGCUUUCUCUCAAUGGCGCUCAAGACGUCGUCGAGUUCCUGAGCCAGAUCCAGAUUCAGGGGGAUAGCGGACUGCAGAUUGUUAUGGCAAAGUGGCUCGAAAACUCGGUUAGCUUCGCAGGCUACGAUGAAAUCAGGCAAAACGUCAUUGCUCUUUCGAAACUCUAUGCGCUGAAUGACUCCCGUCUUGCUCAGAUCCAAGUAAAGGGUGACUUGAUUCUUAGCGCUGAUGACGGCAAGAUCAAGACUCGGUCGCGGGCGAAGCAGAACCCCGACCAGUACACAAUCAUCCCUGCCCCCCUAAAGAUCGUGAAGGUUUUGAUCGAAGAGCUUGCAUCCGCCGCUGGCGCAGGUGCGGCCGCCAGUGCUGCAGCGGCCGCCGUUGCCGCCGCCGAGUUUGACGAAGACAAUGACGAAGACGGCUGGGAAGACGACGACGAUACCCUUGACCUCAGCUUAGCUGGUACCAAGGCUGAUCUCAUGUCCUUCAUGGACGGCGGACCCCUGCGGCGACCAGACGAUGAGACUCAUAUGUAUCUCACAGAAUUUUUUGUCCGAUGCGGCCGUGAAAAUAUUGCCAAUUUCCAGGAGUGGUACAACCUGCUUACUCAAGACGAAAAGACUAGGCUUAACCAAGUUGCCAACUCUGGGGCCUGA